UCCAAUAAUUUUGCAGUUGCUGGUUUUUCUCGGCCUGUGUUAGACGUGUUGUGCGAAAAUGUCGACGAUAUCAGCGUUACAGGCUCAAAGGGAACAUGUUUUGGCUGUUUCCCGGGACUUCGUGUCUCAGCCUAGGCUUACCUAUAAGACCGUGUCCGGUGUGAACGGACCAUUGGUCAUCCUCGAGGACGUUAAAUUUCCGAAAUUCAACGAAAUCGUCCAACUUAAACUGUCCGACGGCAGUCUUCGUUCAGGACAAGUGUUGGAAGUAAGCGGCUCCAAAGCCGUCGUCCAGGUGUUCGAAGGCACUUCUGGCAUCGACGCCAAACACACAGUAUGCGAGUUCACCGGCGACAUUCUCCGCACCCCCGUCUCCGAGGACAUGUUGGGUCGUGUCUUCAACGGAUCCGGAAAGCCCAUCGACAAAGGGCCCCCAAUUUUGGCUGAGGAUUUCUUGGACAUCCAAGGUCAACCCAUCAAUCCCUGGUCUCGUAUCUACCCAGAGGAAAUGAUCCAAACCGGUAUCACCGCCAUCGACGUGAUGAACUCCAUCGCCCGUGGUCAGAAAAUCCCUAUUUUCUCCGCCGCCGGUCUGCCACACAACGAAAUCGCUGCCCAAAUCUGUAGGCAAGCUGGUCUUGUCAAGGUGCCUGGCAAAUCCGUUUUGGACGAUCACGAGGACAAUUUCGCCAUCGUGUUCGCCGCUAUGGGUGUCAACAUGGAAACCGCUAGGUUCUUCAAGCAAGAUUUCGAAGAAAACGGCUCCAUGGAGAACGUGUGUCUUUUCUUGAACUUGGCAAACGAUCCCACCAUUGAAAGAAUCAUCACCCCCCGUUUGGCUUUGACCGCCGCCGAAUUUUUGGCCUACCAAUGCGAGAAACACGUCCUGGUCAUCCUGACUGACAUGUCCUCUUAUGCUGAAGCUUUGCGUGAGGUAUCCGCCGCUCGUGAAGAAGUACCCGGUCGUCGUGGUUUCCCCGGUUACAUGUACACCGAUUUGGCCACCAUUUACGAACGUGCCGGACGUGUUGAAGGUCGUAACGGCUCUAUCACUCAAAUCCCCAUUUUGACUAUGCCUAACGACGACAUCACCCAUCCCAUUCCCGAUUUGACCGGUUAUAUUACCGAGGGACAGAUCUACGUCGACCGUCAGUUGCACAACAGACAAAUCUACCCGCCAAUCAACGUGUUGCCUUCUCUGUCCCGUCUGAUGAAGUCCGCUAUUGGUGAAGGUAUGACCAGGAAAGACCACUCUGAUGUCUCCAACCAGUUGUAUGCUUGCUACGCCAUUGGCAAGGACGUGCAGGCCAUGAAGGCCGUAGUGGGUGAGGAAGCCUUGACACCCGACGACUUGUUGUAUCUGGAGUUCCUGACGAAGUUCGAGAAGAACUUCAUCACGCAGGGUAACUACGAGAACCGCACAGUGUUCGAAUCGUUGGACAUCGGCUGGCAGUUGCUCCGUAUCUUCCCCAAGGAGAUGUUGAAGCGUAUACCCGCCACCACGCUCGCGGAAUUCUACCCAAGAGACUCGCGCCAUUAGUUUUAUUUUUAUCAAUUUAUAUCCCUAGUUCCAUAGAUUUGUUACAAAUUGUCCACUUACUUUAAAAGUAGUUGCCCUAAAGCCAUGUUUAUUUGGUGCAAUUGUGUAAAUAGUAACUGUAACGGCUACAACAUAUGCACACGUAUUUUAUUUUGCGUAUUUUGUUUUCGUCUCCUUGAAGAAAACGAAGUAUGGUUGUAUAAAUUACUUUUUAAGAUUAAAUCGAUUUUAUCAUGUAUAGUUUCAAAAUAACCGCGACAAUAUUUGUAAUAUAUCAUACUUUUUGAUGAUAUUAAAUAUAUGAAGUUAGUGUUUCAUCCAUUCAAUGUUUAAAAAAAGUGGAAAAAUUAACAUUCCAUUAUGUUUAUCAUUUUUAUGUUGUAUAAAGCAAUACACCCCAGCUUUCAGUAUUUUUAUUCUAGUUUGUUAUAAAUGGUGAACGGAAUUUUCUUUUUUUCAGCGUAGCAUUUGACAUUUUGAUGUUAUUGUAAAAAAUUAAUAAUCUAAUGUUAUGUUUUAGAUUAGUGUACAAAAUUGUGAAUAAAUACCUACAUGUUACACA
This is a messenger RNA of Aethina tumida (small hive beetle), 2102 nucleotides long. RefSeq names its product V-type proton ATPase subunit B (gene Vha55). Gene Ontology annotation, cellular component: proton-transporting V-type ATPase, V1 domain. Gene Ontology annotation, biological process: ATP metabolic process; proton transmembrane transport. Gene Ontology annotation, molecular function: ATP binding; proton-transporting ATPase activity, rotational mechanism. The transcript has 5 exons. NCBI's taxonomy places the organism in Eukaryota, Metazoa, Arthropoda, Insecta, Coleoptera, Nitidulidae. The record is from RefSeq and is a predicted model, not a curated record. The coding region runs from base 59 to 1540 and encodes 493 amino acids.